AGCGAGUGACGUCACAUUAGAACAUCAGGAAUUUUGCUACUGCGCCAUGCACAUAGAUAACAAUCACCGCAAACAAUGUCAAAUAAACGACACACCACGUGGUUAAAAAAUCGUUAACGUAACUGAAUGUUCUCUAUUCAACCCAACAAGAGACUAAGUCGGAUGAAACAUGUGGAGCAAGUCAGUGAUCAGAGGAUACAUUUGUUUAGUUGGGAGAAGUGCGGGGUUGAAGGAAUAUUUGAGCCCCUGUGCGGUGCGUCCAUGCAGUUCUCAGGCCCUGCCCUCAGGCAUAAUAAAUGCGCGGCAAGCAGUAGAUAUUUGGAGGAAACGUUUUGAGUUGAACAGUGUGACUGAACCCGACCUCUCCAGCCAGUACAUCAUCGCCCAUGUGCUCGGGGCUAAAACUAUAGAAGGUGUCAAGCAGGUGAAGAUGUCUGAAUUUCUCACACAAGAGGAAACGCAGCGAAUAUGGAAGCUCUGCAAAAAACGCCUCGCCAGGAUGCCUGUGCAAUAUGUGAUCGAGGAGUGGGACUUCAGAGACGUGACGCUGAAGAUGAAGCCUCCCGUGUUCAUCCCACGACCUGAAACUGAGGAAUUGGUAGAAUUGGUCCUAACUGAUCUGCAGAGGAAGACCGGCUCACCUCUAUGUUUGGAGGUGGGAUGUGGCUCUGGUGCCAUUUCUCUGAGCCUGCUGAAGCAUCUACCUCAGCUUAGAGCCAUUGCACUGGACCAAAGUGUGGAGGCUGUAGAGUUGACAAGAGAAAAUGCAUUAAGGUUAGGACUUCAAGACAGACUCAAGGUUUAUCACGUAGAUGUCACAAAAGAUGCCGAGACGGUGUUGAAUCUGUGCAGCAAUGUCGCCGUGUUGGUCAGUAACCCUCCCUAUCUCUUCUCAGAAGAUAUGCCUUCACUGGAACCAGAAAUUUUGAGGUUUGAGGACCACGCCGCUUUGGACGGGGGAAAAGACGGCUUGAAAGUGAUCCGCGAGAUUUUAACCCUGGCUCCACAGAUUCUGUCGGAUGAUGGCUGCGUUUACUUGGAGGUGGACCCCAGACACCCUCAGCUCAUUCGGGACUGGCUGGAGGUCAACGUAGAGUGGCUUCGUUUGGCAGAGACACGUCACGACAUCACCAGCAGGCCUAGGUUUUGCAUCCUUCGUAAAGACAAGCCCAACGGCCGCAAGCCGCACUUGGGUUGAGAAAGCGAGAUCCUAUUAUGUUGGCUUUAGGCCAGGUCGCCGGAGCCCUUGCUGACCAGCUCCCCUCCCCCUCCACUCCCGAACUGGCAAACACGCGCCGGCUUUAAUCGCUCAAUAUUCUCUGGUAUUAUUUCCAGCAGGAAUCAUCCAAAUCAACCCGCUACUGCGCUUUUUAAUCUGCGUGCGUCCCAUGCCACAAAAAAUUGUGUGUGCGAUGGCACAAGAGCGGCUCAAAGCAGAAGGUAAUUACCAAGGCUUUUCUUAGAAGCCUCUCUCUCAGAAAUCGUACCCUCCUCCCUGGAAGCAUUUUGUAGUUCUGUGAAUCGCCUGAUGAAUAGUCCUCCCCUUUGCCCGUCCACUCACUGACUCAGAUGCAGGAGCGCGCGCGCACACACAUGCGAGCACAAUGUGGCCAUUACUGCCUCGUGCAAUCUCGCGCUCACUCGAAGCUCACAGGCCUCAUGGUCUCUUUUUAUUCCUGAGCUGAUCAAAUGGCUGAAAUAUUUCCCGUACGUCGCCAAGGCCAAAACAAUCCCCAUUUGGAACAACACCAAAAUUGUCAUGGUCGUCCAUGUUUGACUGAAUAUCGAAGGGGAAGGAUUGACAUGUAACAUUUCCUAGAAAUCAGUCAAGUAGUUUUAGUGUACCGGUAAUUCAUUUUAGCACAAACAAAGGACCAUCGCCUCGGGAGAAAAGCCCUCUUCACCGUGUGCGAAUAUAUAUGCGGAACAAUAUUUAAAAAUAAAAGCUUUCAUUUCAGACUGAGGAAUCUGAUAUUUAUACACGCACGACUGGUCAAUCAGACCACUUCAUAUACAGUAUAUACACUGCCAUUUAAAUGUUUGGGGAUCACAUAGAAAGGUUCUUAUUUAAAAAACAAAUCAUUUUUUGAGCACACAUCAACAAUGUCCGCAUUUUAUUGAUGAUUAAUUUAAUGUUAUCUUCAUUGGGGGGAAAAAAGCAUCAUUCUACUUCAAAUUAUAUAAGCCCGACAUUUGCAAAUGAGGUUUUGAAUUAUAGUGUAUAUACAGUUGUGCCCGUGAGUUGACAUAUAUCCGCAGAAUGUGUCAAUGAGUGAUCAAGAAAAACAUUUUUUAGGGGAGGAGAAUUCAAAUGUAAUUAGAAGGUAUUUCCAAAUAGCAUGAUCAUAUUUUCUGAAGAAUUGCCCGUAUUUCACAAAUUCUGCCAGCAAAUAUAAAUUAUGCUUUUCUUUCAAAAACAAGUGGUUUCCGGAGGACCCCAAACCUUUGAACAGUCGUGCAUAUAAUAUGCGAUUCUAAAAACAAAUGAAAACCUCAGGGGCAGUUUUCACAUUGCACCCAAAACAUUUAACCCACAAAUCGUAUAUGUAUACAGCUCUGGAAAAAAAUUGGAAACUCCUGCAACAUUAUUAUUAUUAAAAUGAACAGCCACUGAAGUGUCACUAAUAUACAAAUAAACGGAAUUGUUUGUCGUUUUCUGCCAAUGU
Hippocampus zosterae (dwarf seahorse) is the source of this 2666-nucleotide messenger RNA. It is a transcript of the gene hemk1, whose product is annotated as HemK methyltransferase family member 1. Gene Ontology annotation, cellular component: mitochondrion. The transcript is spliced from 11 exons. Gene Ontology annotation, molecular function: nucleic acid binding; protein methyltransferase activity. The record is from RefSeq and is a predicted model, not a curated record. Gene Ontology annotation, biological process: protein methylation. Bases 170 to 1198 code for a protein of 342 amino acids. Lineage: Eukaryota; Metazoa; Chordata; Actinopteri; Syngnathiformes; Syngnathidae.